Neopelma chrysocephalum (saffron-crested tyrant-manakin) is the source of this 1678-nucleotide messenger RNA. RefSeq names its product theg spermatid protein like (gene SPMAP2L). The coding region runs from base 608 to 1510 and encodes 300 amino acids. The transcript is spliced from 8 exons. The record is from RefSeq and is a predicted model, not a curated record. Lineage: Eukaryota; Metazoa; Chordata; Aves; Passeriformes; Pipridae.
GGUGCCGGCAGGCCCCUGGCACCGCAGGUGGGAGUGCUGGAUCCCGGCCCCGAUUCCUGGCCAGCGCUGCCCUCGGGGCACGUGGCUGCCUGAAAUCACCCCUGGUUUCCUCACAGUGCGACUGUUUCACUGUCGCUGGCUUUCCUGUCAUCCCAUACCACACCCCCACACUUCGCACCUUAAAAUACGGCCGGUUGUUUUCUAUCGGCACCAAGUCCCAGUUUAACCCAGCUGCUAUUCCCCCGAGGCUCUGAAAAGUUCCCCCCCUCCCGAAGCUACUGAAGUCAGUAAUCAGGGCUAACUACACUGAGUCAGGUGGGAGCCUGCAGGUUGGUGGCCACUAGUGCCCAGGAGGAGGAUGCUGAUGAGUGGAUGUGGUGUUGGGGGUGCUCUAUCCUUCAGCCUUGAGGGCUGCCAGCAUCCCCCAGUAAGGGGCAUCCACUGGUGAGGAGCACUUCAUGUGCAAGGUGCAUUGCCAGACAGCUACACCGGGAAGGGACCAGGGAAAAACAAUACAAAUACCUGCUGAGCAAUUGUAUUCUGAGGAGAUGCAAAAACUUCAUCUGCCAUACGAUUAUUUCGUGCUAAAGAGCAGGCAGCCCAGACCAUGGGUGUUACCAAGCUUUUAAAUUCCCCUAUUUUUGUCUUUGCAGUUUCUUCAUAUUCAUCUGUAUACUCACACACCAGGAUACGUGUGCUUGCAGAACCCAAACCAGUAGCUUAUGAAAGCAGUCCCAGGCUUGAGUGGGGAAACCAAGAAACGAUCUGUCCCCUAUCAUGGGGGGCUACGACAGCUCGACCAUCUUCAAGAAUAUCGUUACUGUCCAAGUCCAAGAAAGACUUUUGCAAGCACCAGCGAAGCUACAGAUCAGUGAUCGGUGGGCGCCCCCGGCUAGUGAAGUUUGCCUACCCUUCUGAGCGGCUGCUGAAGUUGUCUGAACCUAAAAAAUGCCACCCAGCUUUCCUGCAACAAAGAUCCCCCGAGUGGCCCGUGUCACUAUCUGCACUGACCUAUAAUGCCUCCCCACGGAUCCUCGAGCUUGCCCGGCCAAAGUUGCUGCAUCCAGAGUUCAUUCCGCCCAGAGAGGUGCCAACACAGGUUCCAACUCCUGCGACCUUGGCCAGCCCAUCCGCGCGGAUAGAGCGUCUGGCAGAGCCCUGUGUCAGGCAGGCGACCUGCUGCUAUAAGCACAGCUAUCCUGAAUCUGUCAUUCGUCCGGUUUCCAAGUCAGCUCAGCAGGCAGUUGCGAGCCCUCGGACCAUUGAGCUGGCUAGGCCAAAGAAACUGCAUUCUAAGUACGAGGCCCCGCGGGAUCCUCAGUGGCCAGUGUCAGAGGCUGCCAAGCGUGCAGUGGCUACACCAAGGAUUGUGGAACUGGCCCAGCCUGGCAAAAGGCCUCCUAUGGGCUUGGCUCAAUUCAACCUAGAUGCAUUCAGAGUGAAGGAGACUGCUAUGAAGGCAACUUGUUCUGAUCGGAUACGAGAACUAGCUCGCCCAGUUCAGCGCUAAGCUCCCUCAGAAAUGCACCUGCCAGCUGCCCCCAUCAUCCCUUGGAACAUCACUCUCUCUGGGAUGUGCUGUGGGUAGAAAAUCUACUUGAACACAGAGCAGAGGCAGCACUCAGCAGGAACACUUUCUGGGAAUUCAAAUAAAAUGGUCACUCCUUAAGAAUAGUCA